AUGUUGUCAGAUUGUCAUGGGAUUACCGAGCUGCCUCCUGAAAUCGAAAACCUCAUCCACCUACAUCAUUUGGAUAUUUCUGGAACCAAAUUAGAAGGGAUGCCAACAGGAAUCAAUAAACUAAAAGAUCUUCGAAGAUUGACUGCUUUUGUUGUUGGCAAGCAUAGUGGUGCAAGAAUUACAGAGUUACAAGAUCUGUCCCACCUGCGGGCAGCACUCUCCAUUUUUAACUUGCAAAAUGUGGUGAAUGCUACGGAUGCUUUAAAAGCUAAUUUGAAGAAAAAGGAAGACCUUGAUGACUUGGUGUUUGCGUGGGAUCCAAAUGUGAUUGAUAGUGAUUUGGAGAAUCAAACCAGAGUUCUCGAAAAUCUUCAGCCUCAUACCAAGGUGAAAAGGCUCAACAUUCAACACUACUAUGGCACAAAAUUUCCAAAAUGGCUAGGAGAUCCUUCAUUCACGAAUUUAGUUUUCUUACAACUUGAAGAUUGUAAAAGUUGCUCGUCCUUGCCACCACUUGGGCAGUUACAAUCUCUCAAGGAUCUCCAGAUUGCAAAGAUGGAUGGAGUACAAAACAUUGGUGCAGAUUUCUAUGGGAAUAAUGAUUGUGACUCAUCUUCAAUGAAGCCGUUUGGAUCCCUAGAGAUUCUGAGGUUUGAAGAGAUGUUAGAGUGGGAGGAAUGGGUUUGUCGUGGAGUUGAAUUCCCUUGUUUGAAGGAGCUUUAUAUCAAGAAAUGUCCAAAGCUGAAAAAGGAUUUACCCGAACACCUUCCUAAAUUAACAGAACUUGAGAUUAGUGAAUGCGAGCAGCUGGUGUGUUGUCUUCCAAUGGCUCCCUCCAUUCGUCAAUUGAAGUUGCAGAAAUGUGAUGAUGUGGUGGUUAGGAGUGCGGGCAGUCUCACCUCAUUGGCUUACUUGACUAUACGCAAUGUUUGCAAAAUACCAGAUGAAUUAGGACAACUGAAUUCUCUUGUACAGUUGUGUGUGUAUAGUUGUCCCAAGCUAAAGGAAAUUCCACCCAUUCUUCACAGCCUUACCUCUCUUGAAAAAUUGAACAUCGAGCACUGUAAGAGUCUCGCAUCUAUUCCGGAGAUGGCGCUGCCACCCAUGCUUGAAAGCCUUGAAAUCAGAGGUUGUCCCACUCCGGAGUCCCUACCAGAGGGAAUGAUGCAAAAUAAUACUACUCUCCAACACUUGGUAAUCAGUUGUUGUGAUUCUCUGAGGUCCUUGCCCAGGGACAUUGAUUCAUUGAAGACACUUUCAAUCGAGGUGUAA
Messenger RNA from Vitis riparia (riverbank grape), 1272 nucleotides. RefSeq names its product putative disease resistance RPP13-like protein 1. Bases 1 to 1272 code for a protein of 423 amino acids. NCBI's taxonomy places the organism in Eukaryota, Viridiplantae, Streptophyta, Magnoliopsida, Vitales, Vitaceae. The transcript has a single exon. The record is from RefSeq and is a predicted model, not a curated record.